Plasmodium gallinaceum is the source of this 5577-nucleotide messenger RNA. RefSeq names its product conserved Plasmodium protein, unknown function. The transcript is spliced from 14 exons. Lineage: Eukaryota; Apicomplexa; Aconoidasida; Haemosporida; Plasmodiidae. The record is from RefSeq and is a predicted model, not a curated record. Bases 1 to 5577 code for a protein of 1858 amino acids.
AUGGAUUACACAUUUAAAUUUUAUAAGCAUAAACAUUUAAUGCUUUUAAAAGAUAAAUUACAAGAUAUUGAAAAAUAUAUUAUAUAUUCAUUAGAUAAAAUUAAUGAAAAAGAAGAAAUAGGAAAUAGUGAGGAAAAUAAAAAAAAAAAAAUAAAUGAUUCUUUUUCAGAUUUAUCUAAAGAGAUAUAUAAUAAAAUAAUAAAUAUAAUACAAUAUUCAUCUAUAUGCAUAACAGUUUUUGAAAAAAAAAAAAAAGACAAUAAUGAAAAAGAAGAAAAUAUACUAGGAAUAACUUCUCUUGAUUAUGAAUUAUCUUUAAAUAGUUGUCAAUAUAAUGAAAAGAAACCAUUUAAUUUAAAAGAAUUCUAUUAUUUUUUGUCACUACAUAUAAAGAAUUAUAAUAUUUUAUCUAAUUUAAAUUGUAAUAAUACUUUAAUAAUAAACUUAAUUAUAAAUAAAAAUGAAAAAUAUUAUAAUAGCUUGUUUUAUUAUCUAUUUCAUUCUUUUGAAGAUUUGGUUUUUAUUUUAAUAUUUUUAAAAGAAGAAUGUAAAUUAAUAUAUGAAGAAUUUCAAGAUGGAUUAAUAAUAGAUGUUAAUCAAUUCUCAAAUGUUAAUAUUCCUUUUAAAAAAGUUAUAAUAUUAAAUAAAUAUUCUUUUGUUAAUAAAAUUUUUUUGAGACUAACUUGUAGUAGUGAUAUAUAUGACUUACAUGAACUGUUUAAGAAAUAUUCAUACAAUAAUUUUGAAGAAACAACUCAAUAUCUUAUUUAUGAUAUAAUUGAGAAAAAAACAAAUGAUGAUAUAUUAAUUACAAUUUUAAAUAAUAAAAAAAAAAUAAUUGGAUUUAUAUCUUUAAAAAAAAAUAUUGAUAUAAAUAUCUUAGUUAACUUGUAUAACUUAAAAGAUUAUAAUUAUUUAAUCAAAGAUGAUUUUUUUGCUGAUAUAACCCAAUCAUUAAAAUCAUAUAAGUAUGGAAAUAAAAAUUUGAAUAAAAAAAAAAAGAAAUAUUUGUAUAUAGAAUUUAAACAAUAUAUUUUAAAGAAAAUAAAAAUAGAAUCAUUAGAAGAUUUAGAAAAGAAUUAUGAAGUUAAUAAACAAAUUAUUUAUGAGUAUUUAAAUGAACAUCUAAUUGAAGAUAUAGAAAUAUACGCUGAUUAUUUCAUUAAGAAAAAUUUAGACACAAAAAUAAUAAUAAAAAAUAUUUAUAAUAAAUUACAAUAUGAUUAUGAAAAUUACAGAAAAGAUACAGACAAUAAUGAUAUGAAUUUUUUUCUUUUAAAUAAGUUAAUAAAUUUAUAUGCCAACAUAAGUUUUUCAGAUAUUGUGAAAGUUAGCGAAAAAUUCUACAAUAAUUUUGAUAAAAUUGAAAAGUUAUACUUUAAUUUUAAUAAUGAUAAAACAUAUAAAAAAAUAUAUCAAAAGAUAAAAAAAAAAAAAGAAGGAAUAAAAAGUGAUGAUGGAUCUGAAAAUAAUAGUAGUAAAAUAAAUAUUAUAAAAUUUAAUCAUGAAAACGAUGUCAAAAAGACUGAAAAGAACUUUAAGGAGGUUAUAAAUUUGUCUUAUUUUGAUGUUUUCCUUCUAUUACAAAAUAUAUAUCCUGAAAUUUUUAAAAAAAAUGAAAUAAUAUUGUUAUUUUUGUUUCUUGACUUAUAUGAAUUAAUUAUAAUAGAAGAAACAACAAUAUUUGAUUGCGUUUCAUUUAAAUUAUUCUUAGAUGAACUAAUAAAUAUUAAAAAAAAUUAUUUUAUAUGCAAAUAUAAGCACAUUAACUGGUUGGUUAAUCUUAGCAACAAAGAUAAAAAUGCGUUUUCCUUAAAUUUGUUUAUUUUAAACGACAAAUAUUAUAAUCACUGUAAAGAAAUAUUAUUAAAAAUAGAAAAAUAUUAUGAUGAAGUUGACUAUAUUAUUGCAACAAAUAAUGAAAGAGGAAAUAUACCAUUUAUAUUAAAUUAUUUUAAUAGAGUUAAAAAAAAGAGAAAAGCAAAUACAUUAGAAUCAUUGUAUAUAUUAAACAAAUACACACUAUUUCUAGAACCUUUAACUGACUAUAUGAAAUUAAAUGAUAUAGAUGAUGUUCAAAAAUUAUUAGAAGAAGUAAAUCAUAAAGAAAAACAUAAAAUUAAUGAAAUUAUAUUAUCUCUUAAAGAAUACUGUAAAAAAAAAUCUCAAAGUAUUAACGCACUUGAAGAAUCAGAUAAUUUCUUUAUAGAGUUAGAAUUUUAUAACAUAAAUAAUUAUUACAUAUUUGUUAGUAGAUGUGGAGAUAGAAUAAUUAAUAUAACCACAGGAUCUAUUCUAAAUAAUAUUGAUUUUUAUUAUAAAUUGAAAAUUUUUGAUUUUAAAAGUAUUAUUUUACAAAAUAAUAAUGAUAAUACGAAACAUUUUCUUCUUUUCUUUUUCUCCUCCAUAAUUAUUUUCAAAUAUUAUGACAAAAAAAUUAUUCAUAAUAUUUUAGUAUUAACAAAAUCUUGUUCUUGUCAUAUAUCAAUAAAUAAUAAUUUAUUUAGUGAUGUUUAUAAUCAUUUUAAAUUUUUGAAUAGAAAAGAUAACAGUGUAAGUAUAUACAAAAAGACAAGUAUAUAUGAAGAAGCAGAUAAUAAUAAAAUAAUUGAAAAUGGAAAAAAAAAUAAUGAGAAAUAUUUAAUUUUAACUAAACAAAUGUGUCUUAAAAAAUAUGUUAACAUUGAUAAUAAUAUAGUCUUUUGGGGUUUAAAUGAUGUUUGUUUAAGUAUACUUUAUAAAAUGUUAAUUAAUAAUCAAUAUUUUUUUAAUAAUAUAAUUUUAAUAAUAUCUUAUAAAAAUAAAUAUUUUUAUGAAGAUAAAAUAGAAGAAAAUAAUUCCUUAAAAAAUUUUAGUCUUGAAAGUUCAGUUAUGUAUAAUAAAUUAAGAAAUAUAAUGAUAAAAGAAAGAAUAAAAAUAAUUUAUGAUAAUAUUUAUAACAUUGAUAGAGAAAAUAAAAAAAUUGAAUUAAAUAAUAAAAAUUUUAUCUAUUAUGAUUAUUUAUUCAUAUGUUUUGAUAAAGAAGAUAUUACCACUUAUUCUUUUAAUUUAAAUAGCUAUGAAUUAGGAAAAAAAAAAAAUUUUAAUUUUGUAGAAAAAAAUGAAGAUACAGAAUAUAAAAAUGAAAAAUAUGAUUUUCUAAUUAAAGCUAAAGAUUAUGAGAAACAUGAAAACAACGAAAAAGUGAAUGAAUCUUUUUGUAAAAAAAAAAAAAAAAAAAAAACUAAAAUUAUACCUAAAAAUAAUUCAUCAAAGGAAAAAGAAUAUAGUUUAUCUGAAAGCUCCAAAUCCUAUGAAUCCAAUAUUUAUGAAAAUAAAAAAAAAACAAAAAAAAAAUCAGAUACCACUGAUGUUGAAUACAAUGAAUGUUAUUAUAAAGGAGAACUUCAUAAUAAAAUAGAAAUGAAAAAGAAAUGCAAAUAUGAGAAACAAAAAAAAAAUGAUAAAUGGAAAAUAAGUUAUGAUAAUAAUAAUGAAGAAAAAAACAUAGAAGAUGAUAAUAUAGAUAUUCAUGACUCAUCAAGUUACACAACUUUAUCAUCCAAUUGUUUACCAACAUCUGAAACUAGUGAAAUGCAAGAUAUUUUUUAUGAAGAAAAAAAAAAAUUCAAAUUUGAUGAAGAAAAAAAAAAAUUUAAAUUUGAUGAAGAAAAAAAUAAUCAAAGGAAAGACAUUUCUAUUGUCUCAGAUUUUAUUAAAAAGAAAAAAGAAAAUGAAAGAGAAAACAUUACAACAGAUCUACAUAAUGAAGACAAAAAUUUAUGUGACGAAAAAGAAGAUAAGAUAAAUGUAAAUAAUAAUAAGAAAAAAUUAUCAAAUAUAUAUAGUGAAAUAAAUAUAAAUAACACAAAUGUAAAUAGGAAUAUUGAUGGAGUUUUCAGUAUUACUGAUCCUUUUCUUGAAAAACAUUUUGAUAAAAACAGUAAAUAUAUGAAUAUUGUAAAAAAUUGUGUUAAUUAUAUUAUUCUUUAUAGUAAUAGUGUCGAUAUUUUGAAUAUGGUAAACUUUUUUUUAAAAAAUAAUAUUAAAACAUAUAAAUUAAUAAUUAUUUAUCCGUAUACAUGUAAUAGAUGUGAUGAAAAACGUAUGAAGGAAGAUAUGAAAGAAACUAUUUUUAAUGAUAGAACAUAUUAUAAUAAUAACAAUCAUCUAAAAAAUAAUUAUUUGUUUUCAGAUGAUAGUGAAAAAAAAAAAUUUUAUCACAAGAAUUUUAUAUUUGAUAAUAUUAAGUAUGUAUUAAAAAAAGUAUUUUUUUUAUUUCAUCUUUUGAAAAUUAGGAUAAUUUAUGGAAAAAUAGUAGCUAUAAAAAAAAAUAAGAAAAAUCGUUUAAAGUAUAUAGUUGUACAUUUAUGUAAACAUAAAAAGAUAGAUAGAUCAUUAUUUAAAACACACAAAUUUAUAUGUAAAAAUUAUAUUUUGAUACCAUGUAGAAUAUUAAUAUGUUCAUAUAUAUUUGAUAUAAAUAAUCAUUUGUAUUACAUUCUUAAUAAAUCAUCAAUUGUUUAUGAUGAAAAGAUUUGCGUCAAUGAUAAUUUUCAGACAAAUGAUAAGUAUAUUUUUAGUGGAGGUGAGCUAUGUUCUUUUUCUAAUAAGUAUAGAAUUAGUAAAAAUAAUAUUUUAAAUCAUGAAUAUUAUAGUAAUUUUGAGAUAGGAAAAUUAGUAAGCAAAAAAUUUUUAAAAAUAAUCAUUGAACAAUGUUGUUUAUCUUAUAAUAUUUUUAAUUCGAAAAAUAAAAAAAUAAAAAAAGAAGUAAAAGUAAAUGAAUGGAAAGUAAAAGAGGAAAAUGGAAAAAAACAAGAAGAAAUAAAAAAUUUUAAUAAUAGUAUUGAGCUUUAUAAAAAAUUAAAAAUAUUUAAAAUGCCUUUAGUUUAUUUUAAUACCCUUCCAUGUGAUUUUUACUUUUAUCAUUUUCAAGCAUCAAUUGGUGAUUUAUCCAAAUAUUAUGAUUCAUCAUUAAUAGAAAAUAAGAAUGAUAAACAAAAAAGAAUUUUAGAAGAGAUAUAUAAUGUAGCAUUGUUAACAGAUACAUUAAAAAUAAGUGUAAAAAAAGAAAAAAAUUUAAAUGAUUAUUUUAAUGUUAAAUAUUUUGAAAUCUCAAAAAAUAUUGAUAUUGAAGGUUAUUAUUGUAAAAUUACUACUAAUUCUUUUAAUUUAAUAAAUUCUUUCACCUAUUUAGGUUGUGAAAAAUUGAAUUUCCAUAAUUUACACAAACUUUGCAAUAUGUCAAUAAAUUAUUUUUAUGCUAUUUUAAAAAAUAUAAAAAAUAACCCUCACUACGAUAUUUUAAAUUUGCUAAAUGAAGAAAGAGAAAAAUCUAUUUUUCAUUAUAAAUUUCAAUUUUUUAAAGAAGAGUUAAAAAAUAAAGUUAUCAAUUUACCUCAAAUUAAAGAAUCUAUAAAUUUGUUACUAAAAGAUAUCAAUGAUGUAAACUCAUUUAAGAAAUAUAUAAAAGAGGAACUCUUUAGAGAUUCAGAUAAUUUUUUAACCAAUUCUAUUAAGAAAAAAGUGGAAGAUUAUUUAAUUGAAUAUAUAAAAGAAAAUAACGAAUUGUUAAAUGCUUAUUAUUUACCUAAUUAA